Molecule: messenger RNA, 3879 nt
Organism: Seriola aureovittata
Lineage: Eukaryota; Metazoa; Chordata; Actinopteri; Carangiformes; Carangidae
Gene: egln2
Product: egl-9 family hypoxia-inducible factor 2
Exons: 6
Coding region: 519-2180 (553 amino acids)
Biological process (GO): cellular response to hypoxia; peptidyl-proline hydroxylation to 4-hydroxy-L-proline
Cellular component (GO): nucleus; cytoplasm
Molecular function (GO): ferrous iron binding; L-ascorbic acid binding; peptidyl-proline 4-dioxygenase activity
Source: RefSeq, a predicted model, not a curated record
ACAGACACAAACUAGGGCCACUCGCCGACACAACGGAGAGCACUUUUUUUUUUUUUGGUGAUAGAGGGGACCCCGUGUGGCUCCGAGCAUCUGCUUCCGUCCCUCUGUUGGGUUUAAUGUGUCAGGCCGGCGUUGGUUCGCCGUCACCCCCCUUGAUAUUAUUUAUAACCGACAAGAAAAAUUGGAUGGGACGCGCACACGGGCAAGACAAUCCCGGAAAUAACAUGCGUACUCUCAGCCUGUCACGUACGCUCACUGAGGAUUUGCAUUGCUGUAGGCUGCCGUAGAUAUCCUACACUGCCUCAAAAUGUUUAUAAUACGGAUACAAAUAAAUACACAGAUCGAGAGUAUUAAAUGAGAGUAAUUGGGGAAAUAAGAGCCACUAGAAGAGGACUUGGACAUGAAACUUAUUCUCUCUGUGUGGCAGAGCUCCUCUCCAUCGGAGAAAAGCAGCGGCUGAGCUAGAAAAUGAAGAGAGGACGUGAGCUACGUGCGCAUCCAGCAGAUGACGAGAUGAAAUGGAGAGCUUGGGACACACGGACCUUUUAAACCCAAGCUAUUCCCGCGGAUCCGUCGCAGUUUCAGCCUCGCAGGAGGGAAGGACGAGCGGCCAGCAGUUCGCCUGUGGACCGGCAGAGAUUCACCACACGUACCGAGCGGACAUGGGGCUGAACAGCUUCUGCGCGGCGCCGGUCGGGAGUCCAACGGCCGCGGAGUUACUCGCGGGUCUGGCCUCUCAGACCGACUCCCCUGGAAUCACAACCCCGACGAAGCAGUCCAAAACCGGCGUGCCGCUCUACAACGGCGGGGUGGUGUCUCCGUUUGCCACCGUGGAGGGGAGCCACGCAGGCGUUUUGGCUCACACACCAAACGGUUACCCGGCACAAAUGAAAGGGGCUGCGGGGGUAACUGCCGGCCCCAUGUACCCCAUCACCAGCAGAGCCUGUCUGUUGGAGAAUGGGGAAAGGACAGCUCAUGAGAAGUGCCCUUUAUUGAUGAGGAGGAUCAAUGGUGACCUGAAAGGCAGGCAGAUGCAACAACAGAAACGGAGGGGUGGGGAGAACCGGGACACGGGGUCAGAAACUCUUAAUGGUCCCAUGGUAGGGUCACCGGGGUCAGGUUGUUCUGUGGAAGCUGCUUUUACGGCAGGAGACUCGGACUUGAAGAGGAGAAGGUUAACAGAGGGAACUGUUGGCCACAAAUCUUCAGAGGCUUCCAGAGUGGCCCGAGCAGUCGCCCCCCACAUGGUCACUGUCAACUGCAGCAACAGUUCCCAUGGCAACCAAAUGACUAUCAAUAAUGUGCACUGUGUCACUCCCCAAUCUCCCUUCACCCCUCCUGCCCCUCACACUAACCAGCACAACGGACAUAAGGUGGCCUCCUCAGGCCUGCCAGCUGCACCCAUCCAGAUCUCCCCAGUGGAGGCUAACGGCAUCCCCACCCCACCAGCACCUGCAGGGGCUGGCUGGUCAGCAGAGCGCAUAGCACAGCAGUACAUCGUCCCCUGCAUGAAAUACUAUGGCAUCUGUGUGAAGGACAACUUCCUGGGCCCUCAGCUGGGCGACAGGGUCCUGGAGGAGGUGGAGGUCCUAAACCGCAGUGGGAAGUUUCGGGGCGGGCAGCUGGUGAGCCAGAAGAGCAUUCCCUCUCGCAGCAUCCGGGGUGACCAGAUCGCCUGGGUGGAAGGACGCGAACCCGGGUGCCAGAGCAUCGGGGCGCUGAUGGCUCACAUUGAUGAGGCCGUCAUGUACAGCGCUGCCAAUGGACAGCUGGGGGACUGUGUCAUCAAUGGACGCACUAAGGCCAUGGUUGCCUGUUACCCAGGUAACGGGGCAGGAUAUGUCCGCCAUGUUGACAACCCUAAUGGAGAUGGACGCUGCAUCACAUGUAUCUACUAUCUUAACAAGAACUGGGAUGUGAAGAAACAAGGAGGGUUGUUGCAGAUCUACCCUGAAGGCAAAAAUGUGGUAGCCAACAUCGAACCUCUGUUUGACCGGCUGCUCAUCUUCUGGUCUGAUCGCAGGAACCCACAUGAAGUCAAGCCGGCCUACGCCACUCGCUAUGCCAUCACAGUCUGGUACUUUGAUGCCAAAGAGAGAGCAGAGGCUAAAGAGAAAUACAGACUGGCAACAGGACAGAAAGGUGUUCAAGUGCCUGUCACUCAAAACAGCAAGACAUAAAUCUCAUCUAAUCACUGGAGAGCACUCUGAAAUAUUAUGUGCCUUCCUGAACUGCUAAUGGACAUCGCGAUCAUAAAGGGAGACACUGUUAGACACUGUCAGUCGCCUCUGCAGCUCCACGCCACCCUUGCAUUGUCAGCUGUCAGAUCCACGUCACAGGCUGUGAUGUCAUGUUUUCCUGCCAUGUGAUUGGGCAGCUGAUCAGAGAUGCGGCAGAUAUAGAGCACAAUGGCAUGGAUAGUAUGGCAAAGGUGGCAGAAGAAGAAGUAAAUAACUUCGACAGUGUCACCGAAUCAUCUAUGAAGACAACUAACUGAAAAAAACAGGCUCCAUAAUUUUAUUUUGUUGCAGUUUUGCCUGUUCAGUUAUCAGUGAAGUUGUGAUGUAUUGAGUAAUCAUAGUUUUACUCUGCUCUGGUGUCAUUUUCAAUACAAACACAAGGGACAUAAACGAUGAAUCCGUGGAAAGACAGUGGGAAAGAAAAGGCGCAAGGAGUAGAAAUCAGUGGUGUUGUGUCUGAAAAUCCUUAUUUCCCCUAGACUGUGAUGUGGUCCCCUUGUCUCAUGAUGUGGGCAAGUGUGUAUGUGCGGGUAAUGUAAAGACAGAGGCACGGGACAGAAAUGGCCCACAAGGCAUCAAGUGAUUCUCAGCCGUCAUACAGUGGAAAGUUGCCCUGUGGCACUCGUUCAGUCAGUCCUGGCUCAAGCACUAACCCUGAGCAUUACAGGGAUAUUGACAAUUUAGUGCAUGAGGACAACUCUACACUGUAGUUUUACUCUGUAUAGCACACUAAGUAUAGUUCAAGUAUUAUUCCAGGACUUUAUUACAACAUCUGUCUAAGAAUAAAAAGAAAAAAUCUUUUGCAACAGCCUCGAAAUGUGCCACAAAAAACCCAGAGAAUCCAGCAUGAAUGUUUCGUUUUUUAGUAGUUGCAAUGUGUGUAACAGAUUUUCAAGACUGAACCUAGACUACACAAAGCUUUUCUACAUACUUGAUGUGUAGCGCUCUCUGUUUGACUGAAACACGCGGCUCACAAUUGAGACAAGAGGCAAGCUGUCCAGAGACAGGGGUCAAAACAGGGUUUGAUGAGUGUGUUUUGUGUGUUGGCAUGUGUGUGUUUGUGUGUGUAUGCUCAUAUCCCUGUAUGCAGAUUCGGCUUGACUUUUUCCUGCUCUUAUCAUGAUGGAAACAGUAUGUAUCGCUAGUGUGGGCACUGUGGGACAAACCUGCCCAAAACGACACAUGCAAACACGGAAAAGAUGGAUUACAACGGAUAAUAAAAAAAAUUAAAAAAGGCAUAAAAAUUAAAAAGUUAUACUUAACAGUACUUAGCGAAAUGAUAACCUCAAUCAACCUGUACACUUAAGACCAUUUACAGUAUAAAGCACAGAGUUAAGCAUACACUGUAUGUGAACUGCAGGGUGAAACUACUGCCUGCUCAUGUGUGGGAUUGAGUACUUGUGUGUAAAUGUGUACUUGCACAUGUAUGUGACAAACACUGUCUUGAAGAGGGUUGCAGGUAUUGUCUCUGUGUAUUUUAGAUUGGUUGAAGAGAAGGUUAUUUUAUAAAGCACUUUAUUGUUUGUAUUGCCAUGCGUGAAUGAUAGAAAAAAAUAUAACUAAAAUGUAGAUUAAUGCCUUUAUGCUGUGGAUAAUAUGGUCAUUCAAAUGCAAUAGAAACUAAAACAAUGAGAACAAA